Molecule: messenger RNA, 2937 nt
Organism: Triplophysa dalaica
Lineage: Eukaryota; Metazoa; Chordata; Actinopteri; Cypriniformes; Nemacheilidae
Exons: 2
Coding region: 1663-2925 (420 amino acids)
Molecular function (GO): catalytic activity
Source: RefSeq, a predicted model, not a curated record
UAUCCAAUGACCGUCUUGUUUCUAAGCACUGAAAAAAACUGUUUAAAGCAGCCCCAUUGAAGUCAAUGGACGCUGGGCUUCAACAGAGUAAUGCACUGUACGCUACGGGAAUGAAUGAGAAGGAAAUCGAGUCAGCCGACCUAAGAGAAGCUGAGCUUCCGGCGGCUAGUUUGUAUCCUCUGACACUUGCUUCACAUCACAUUUGUUCCUGGUCUAAAUAUUAGUGUAUUUUACUAUAGUUACCUAUCAUUGUCGUUGCCGAAUUAUUUAUAACUUUAUUUUCUAAAUCUAUAUUAAUUGAAGCGUAACGCCGCUAGCAUAUUAGCGUGUUAGCUUGCCUUCUGUUUACAGUGUGGAAUAUCAUCUCCCCCUAUUUGUCUUGUGUGCUAACUGUUUCUCUUUUUAAGCGUAUAUACUAAGACUCAUCAAGCAACCUUGGUAAGUUAGGAUUGCACUUCAUACCCGGUGAGAUAUGGCUUCUAUUCCUAUAUUGUUGUUACUUGCACCUCAUGUCAUAUGUUUAGUUUAGCCUUCUCUGUCAGCGGCGAGGGUUUUACAUGUGAUAAAUGCAGGGAAGUAGUUAGGCUGACGGAGAAGAUCUUAGAAUUAGAGUCUCGCUUCCAAUCUAUAUUUGAGGAUAGUAAGAGUGUUAGGACUGUAGAAAACACUUCGGAUGCGAGCAAUGUUAGCGCACACAGCUCGGUUCCGGUUGAAAAUCCCCUGCAGCUGGGAAACUUUGUGACGGUGAGACGGCAUAGUCGCAGGACAAAACAUCACUCAACCGUUCCGAUUAAAGUCUCGAACAGGUUUGCCCCGCUCAGUGACGCACCGACUGAGAAACCUGCUGAAAGUGCCCUAGUGAUCGGUGAUUCUAUUGUCUGGAACGUUAACAUAGAGACACCAGCCACCGUAGUCAAAUGUUUACCGGGAGCCAGAGCGCCUGAUAUCAAGUCAAAUUUAAAUGUGCUGGCUAAGUAUAAUCGUAAAUUCAGUAAGAUUAUUAUUCACGUCGGCACAAAUGAUGUUAGACUCCGUCAAUCGGAGAGCACUAAAGAUAAUAUUAAAGAGGUGUGUGAGCUCGCAAAAACGAUGUCAGACACUGUAAUAUUCUCUGCCCCCCUUACUGCUUAACGUGGUGAUGAGAUUUAUAGCAGAUUAUCAUCACUAAAUGGCUGGUUGUCUGAGUGGUGCCUGCAGAAUAAUAUAGGUUUUAUAAAUAACUGGAAGAGUUUUGAGGGCAGACCUGACCUGUUGAAACGAGAUGGUCUCCAUCCCUCCUGGGAUGGGGUUUCCCUCCUCUCUAGAAAUUUGGCACACAGUCUUAAUAAUGCUAAAGUCUGACUACCUAGGGCCCAGGUCAGGAAAGAAAAAGAAUGGCUUAACCAACUGUCUGCUUGCCGUCUUGCGUUACAGAAUACACAAAAUAUACAACAUGUAAUAAUCCCUUUUUACAAACAACAUAAAAUAGAGACUGUGUCUGUCCCCCGGAUUAGCAAACAUAAGAUAUUGCGUAAACCUCUUUAAAGUAAUUUAAUAAACGUUAAACAAAUCAAACAUGAACAAAAUACAGAUAAUCAGUUACGACUCGGAUUGCUUAAUAUUAGAUCUCUCUCAAAUAAAGCACUUUUUGUUAACGAUUUGAUAACCGAUCAUAAAAUAGACAUGCUUUGUUUGACAGAAACAUGGCUAAAGCCAGAUGAUUUUAUUACUCUACAUGAAUCCGUUCCCCAUGAUUAUUACUAUAAACACGAGCCUCGUCUAAAAGGUAGAGGGGGAGGUGUCGCUGCACUUUACAAGAAUUCUUUUAUUACCUCUCAGAAGUGUAAUUUUAAAUACAAUUCUUUUGAAGUCAUGGUACUUCACGUAUCAACACCUAAUACUAAGGACAAAACAUUUUUAAAAUUUAUUCUAGCUAUUGUAUAUAGGCCUCCAGGGCACCACACAGAUUUUAUUAAAGAUUUUGGUGGGUUCUUAUCAGAACUAGUACUGGCCGCAGAUAGAGUCCUUGUCGUCGGUGACUUUAAUAUCCAUGUAGACAAUGAUACAGAUGCCUUGGGACUGGCUUUCAAAGACACUCUUAACUCCAUGGGCAUUAGUCAACAUGUGUCAGGACCCACUCACCUUCGUAAUCAUACUUUAGAUUUAAUACUUUCUUAUGGUAUAAAUGUGGACGAUGUUAAAAUCGUUCAGCAGAGUGAAGAUAUUUCGGAUCAUUAUCUGAUAUUAUGUUUGCUUCAAUGGCCUACGGCUGCAAAUCAAACUCCUUGUUACAAAUAUGGUAGAACGAUUACUUCAACUACCAAAGAUGCGUUUCUCGAUAAUCUGCCUGAAUUGUCUAAAAUAUCUAGCAUGAGUAAAAGCGCUGACGAUUUUGACACUACUAUUGAAAAUUGUAACUCUACUUUCUCGGAAAUAUUAGACACAGUUGCUCCUCUGCGUUUAAAGAAAAUUAAAAAUAGCAGCCCAACACCGUGGUAUAAUGAAUAUAUUCAUAUAUAUUCUGAUUAUCAGCAUAACAGUGAUGAAUUUAUGAACUACUUCACGAGUAAAAUCCAAGAUAUAAGAGAAAAAAUUAUAACAAUGCAACCUGUCGUGAAAUCCGCUGAACAAACUAACUACAGCACCCCUAAGGAGAAAUUGCAAUUAUUUUCUACAGUAGAUCACGAUGAACUGUCUAAAAUCAUUAGAUCAUCUAAAUCAACAACAUGCAUGCUAGACCCUAUACCUACAAAACUACUGAAAGAAAUGCUCCCAGAAAUUAUAGAUCCUCUUCUUAGUAUUAUUAAUUCAUCUCUGACAUUAGGACAUGUGCCUAAAGCAUUUAAGGUGGCUGUUAUAAGGCCUCUUUUAAAAAAAACCAAACUCGACCCUAAAGAACUAGGGAAUUACAGGCCUAUAUCGAAUGUACAGUAUUGUUCAAAAUAAUAGCAGUACAAU